UUGAACACUUCAACUGGUCCCCUGAACUGCAUCUUCUCCUGCUUUCCUUGUCUCUGCUCUUUUUGGUCGGGACUGCCGGCAGAAUCUCGAAUAAAGCUGCAGAAGAUGACGAUGAUGGUGGAAUUCGCCACGCCCUCUUCAUCUCAGGUGUAGAAUUCCUCUUUCUGGUAAUGGUAAGUACAUUGAAGCCAAAAGAUACUUGUGAAGGUGAAAAGAUGGCUGCUGAGGAUAGAGAUCUUAUUGAAAUCUUGGAAGAACACAACCCGGUUGAUAUGGCCAAAUAUAUCAAUUAUGUCAGCGCGCCACAGGCCGGUGCCAUCGCGACAUUUUCUGGAACAACUCGCGACACAUUUGAGGGCAAAACAGUCUUGGAGCUCCAGUACGAAGCGUACGUGCCGAUGGCUGUACGGUGCAUCAAGUCUGCAUGUCAAUCAGCUAGAUCAUCCUGGAAUCUCAUGUCCAUUGCAGUUGCCCACCGCCUCGGCCCUGUUCCGGUUGGAGAAACAAGUGUCUUCAUUGCUGUAUCAUCGGUUCACCGUGACGAUGCACUGGAUGCUUGUAAAUUUCUGAUUGACGAGAUAAAGGCAUCUGUCCCCAUUUGGAAGAAAGAGGUAUACACCAAUGGAGAGGUCUGGAAGGAGAAUAAGGAGUUUUUGGAAAGGAAGUCGGAGCUUGAGAAAGGUGCUCGGGAUGAAAAUAGAUGCUGUAGGAAAAGGUUAGAGAGCAAGACCAAUGGGCAUGGCUGUUGUGGUGCUAAAGUCAAGAUAGAUGAUGGCGGCUGUAAUGGAGAGAGUACAGAAGCUGAGUGAGAAGAUUGUAAUUUAUUUUUGCUGCUUCUAGCAUUUUUCCUUCCAAUAUAUAUAAGAAGGAUUGUGAUGUAUUUCUCUAAUAAUAAUCAUCCGAGAAAUAUAUGUCAGCCUCAUCAAAUCUGCACGUGAUUUUGCUGAGAAACAUGUGGAAUACAGUGGGAUGGAUACACAGA
This is a messenger RNA of Eucalyptus grandis, 982 nucleotides long. RefSeq names its product molybdopterin synthase catalytic subunit-like. The record is from RefSeq and is a predicted model, not a curated record. Gene Ontology annotation, molecular function: molybdopterin synthase activity. Gene Ontology annotation, biological process: Mo-molybdopterin cofactor biosynthetic process. The coding region runs from base 171 to 809 and encodes 212 amino acids. The transcript is spliced from 2 exons. Gene Ontology annotation, cellular component: cytosol. NCBI's taxonomy places the organism in Eukaryota, Viridiplantae, Streptophyta, Magnoliopsida, Myrtales, Myrtaceae.